Messenger RNA from Grosmannia clavigera kw1407, 1527 nucleotides. Its product is annotated as GPI anchor biosynthesis protein. Bases 1 to 1527 code for a protein of 508 amino acids. Lineage: Eukaryota; Fungi; Ascomycota; Sordariomycetes; Ophiostomatales; Ophiostomataceae. Gene Ontology annotation, cellular component: membrane; endoplasmic reticulum. Gene Ontology annotation, molecular function: glucosaminyl-phosphatidylinositol O-acyltransferase activity. The transcript has 2 exons. Gene Ontology annotation, biological process: protein localization to plasma membrane; GPI anchor biosynthetic process. The record is from RefSeq and is a predicted model, not a curated record.
AUGUCUGACGCUGGACCAGUUGCCGCUGCCGCUUCGGCGGCCGCCAACUACAAGAAGCUCAAGGAGGAUUUUGUCUCUGGUCUUUCGGGAGGAUCGGCGGGCGAGGUGAACCUCGUGACGGCUGUCGCUCCGGUUGCCAUCCUCGCCUGGUCCGUUUUGCAGCGCCGGCAGUCUUUUUUUCGCCCCUACACCCUGCUGGCCUUUAUCGUCGACUUUUGCCUCAACGUUGGCGCUAUCCUUCUGGCCAUCACGCUCUACGCCGACCGCCCUGUCCUGCUCAGCUCCAUCCUGAUCGCUCAGUCGGUCUUUGUCUAUGCUCUACCCCGGAAUGUUGGCGACAGCAGCAGUCGGCGGGUGCGCGUGCCCAAGAGACCAAAGGACGUCAGCAGCAGCCGGCUGAGCGAGCUGCCGAAGAAGUCGUUUCUCACGGCCUACCGCGGAUGCAUGCUCGUCGUCACCUGUCUUGCCAUCUUGGCCGUCGACUUUCGCGUCUUCCCCCGGCGCUUUGCCAAGGUGGAAACCUGGGGCACCUCGCUCAUGGACAUGGGCGUGGGCUCCUUUGUCUUCUCGGCCGGUGUCGUGGCUGCCCGACCAGUCCUCAAGGAGCGUCUCGCUGCGGCCAGCAGUGGCGGCCGGACAUUGCUGGCACGACGCCUGCUGACCUCGCUGCGACACUCGCUGCCGCUGCUCGUCCUCGGCAUCAUCCGGCUGCUGAGCGUCAAGGGACUGGACUACGCCGAGCACGUGACCGAAUACGGCGUGCACUGGAACUUUUUCUUCACGUUGGGCCUGCUGCCGCCGUUUGUGGCCGUGGCCCAGUCGGCCUUGCGCUUCAUCCCGUCGUACGCCGCCCUGGCUGUCCUGCUGGCCGGCGUGUACGAGGCGGCACUGGACUUUACCGACCUCAAGGCGUACGCACUGACGGCACCGCGCGUCAGCCUGUUGUCGAAGAACCGCGAGGGCGUUUUCAGCUUCGUCGGCUACCUGACCAUCUUCUUGGCCGGCCAGGACACGGGACUGUACGUGCUGCCACGGGGACGUCCGGCCUCACCUGCAGCGUCGCCGCUGCUGUCGUGGCUGCGGCGCAACCGCCUGCCGGCAUGGGCGGUGGCCUGGACGGCGCUGCACCAGCUGACGAUUAGCCGACCGGCUGGGCUCGGCCUGACCGAGUCGCGGCGCCUGGCCAACCUGCCGUACGUGCUGUGGGUGCUGUCGUUCAACACCGUGCAGCUAACCAUGUUUUCGCUCGUGGAUGCGUGGCUAUUUUCCGGCAUGGGCGAGGCCAAAGACGUGCAGGCCGAGGAGGCGGUCUACGAGGAGGCAACUAGUCCGGUGCUGCGGGCCUACAAUCGCAACGGGCUGGCCGUCUUCCUGCUGGCGAACCUGCUGACGGGCUUGGUCAACCUCACGGUGCCGACACUGGACGCAAGCCCAGCGCUAUCGAUGGGCAUCUUGGUGGCGUAUGCAGGAUCGAUCACCCUCGUAGCCGUGGCGCUGGACAAGUGCGAUAUCACGAUCAAGCUGUGA